AUGGAAGUGGAGCCCAUGCGGUUCAGCAGGCCUCGGGCGAGCAUCCAGGAAGGCUUUCGACAGAUGCGGCAAUCCAUCCAGAUGGUGAUCCAGAAUCUGACUCACGCCGAUGCCUUGUAUGAGAAGGUGAGCAAGGACAGACGAGGUGCUGCCCAAGAGUACCUUCAACGUGGCUGGCUCCGACGGGUUUUGCUGCUCCUACCGGCGGGCCAUGCCUGGCUGAAGAUUCAACGUUUCAGCAUUGUGCUCCCCUACUCAGUGAGAGUGGCGCUGAUUUGCAUGAAGUUGAUCAGCUGCGGCUUUCUGAGCCUCAACGUCUCCGCAGUGUUGGGAGAUGGUCUGAUUCUGGUGCUCUUCUUCACGCGCAAGCUGCGAGUCGUAGAACGACCCCUUUGGACAGAAGAGAUGAAAAGCAGACAGCGUUGCUGGUGGAGGGUAAGGACCUUCGUCGACAUCGAACUCGUCGACAUCUUCGACAUCGUCGCGUCGAUUUCUCGACCAGAACCGGCGAAAUAUGGAUUUCAUUGCAGGAGCAUUGUCUUCUGGGUGGUUGCGGUAGCCUACAGCAGCUUUUGUCAGCUCUACAUUUGCCUAUUUCUGGCCACAGUGAGAGACGCAGACGCGCAACAGUGGCUUGAGAGUGUGGGUGUCAGCCUUCUUCAGGACUUGUUGCUAAAGCCUUUCCUUUUCGCGCUGAUCGUGGCAAGCAUGUCUACCAUUGUUCUUGCCUGCAACGCGCGCGUACGGAGGAAGCUUGAAGCUCAGUGGUUGGAAGAAGAGAACAAAGUUCAGGAGAGUGACCUGUCGCCGCAUCAGGCGGCCAGUCACUGCAUUUACAAUUCCUUCGCUUUGCAGAAGGCCAUGCCAUGGGCCAGGAUGUUUGAUCACAUGCCCUGCGCGCUGAUGACCGUCGCCAUUGCGAACUUGCUGCCCACCGCUUCCACCUUGGCUGCGAGCCCUUGGAGUGCCAGGAGUACACGACUGACCAUGGCAGAUCCCGUUCUGGGAGCACAUGGGCUUAAAUUGAAAGGGUGCUCAGGGGCUCCUCGCUACGACGCUACCGAGGUUUUGGGCCUGGCAGGAAAGGGCCCGGCAGAGUGUCGCGAGCCCACCGGAAGGAAGAGUCGGAAGGAGGCUGCCGAAGUGCGAGAAUCCACUACGAAGGCCUUGCUGCGCAGCUGGCCUGGUGGAGAUCUCGAGGAGCUCUGGUCGGUGGUUGGAGGCCUUUCAGGGCUGGAUGCCUUGCAAGCCUUGCACGCUCGGCAGGUGAAGGUGAAGAAGGCGAUCUUCUUCGACGUCAGUGAACUUCAACUGCAGUAUGGCCAACUGCUGCUGCACCUGAUCCAACUGCAUCCGACUCGCGAAGCUUUGGUGGAAGCGCUCUAUGGACGCUCCAUGGCACGCUUCGGCCGCGUCUUGUGCGCCUCCAACAUGAUGGACUUCCUCAACGAAGCUCCAGCGGCUGAGCCGGAGAUCCAGACCCGCGAGCGGUUGCCAGAGCAGCUGCAGGAGCUCUAUCGCAGUGUCUUCCGCUGCAUCAGCCGUCCCUCCUCAUGGCCGGUCGUGUGGCCUUGCUUCGGUCGGAGUUCGUCACUGCCCCAGCGGCGCAUGGCACCCGUAAGCCUCAGCAAGGCGCAACGACGCCUGGGAGGCCACCGCAACGAAGCCUUCCACAUCAACGAAGCGGGGUGGUUGAAGAGUGAUGAGACCUUUCAACAGCUUCGCUCUUGCAUCCUGGAGCUUCAGAAGCGGAACUGCCUGGAGUUUCGACACCUCAACUUCAGGGACAUACCGAAAGUCGGUGAGCAACGGGUGAUCUUCAUUUCGAACAUCGAUGGAUCACCCCAGUUCUUAGCCGACGACCAGCUGGGCGCUUGGCGUCGGGAAGCGCAUGGCACGUUGCUCUUAUCCACACGUGGCGCGGAAUGGCUUCCAUGA
Molecule: messenger RNA, 1938 nt
Organism: Durusdinium trenchii
Lineage: Eukaryota; Dinophyceae; Suessiales; Symbiodiniaceae
Source: the annotation of a GenBank genome assembly